CCAAUCAUAUUCCCAACGCGAACUCCAUGGCGGCAUUUUCGACUUAAUAAAUUGCCCGCAACCCCGCCCUGCCGUUCCAGAGUUUCGUGCGAGAAGUCCCAUGGAGAAAGCAACCGUGGCAGUUCAACUGUCGCAGCUGCGGUUGUCUGAGGGAAACUUCUGGUGGUGGUCGACCUGAUGAGCGGACGGCAAAGAACUCUUUUCCAGACGUGGGGCUCGAGCGUUUCCCGAUCCGCCGGGGCUCCGGGUUGCAGCUCCGGAACCGAGCGGCCUCAGAGCCCCGGCAGCUCCGAGACGCCUCUGCCUGCAGCGGCGGAAGCUCAGCCUGAUUCCGACGAUGAUGUGUUGCUGGUUGCAGCGUACGAGGCUGAGCGACAGCUGAGCCUAGAGAAUGGCGGGUUUUGCUACUCGGCGGGGGCCCUGUGGAUUUACCCUACCAAUUGCCCCGUGCGGGACUACCAGCUGCACAUUUCCCGGACUGCUCUGUUCUGCAACACGCUGGUGUGUCUGCCUACUGGGCUGGGAAAGACCUUUAUUGCCGCCGUGGUCAUGUACAAUUUCUACCGCUGGUUCCCCUCCGGCAAGGUGGUUUUCAUGGCUCCCACAAAACCGCUGGUGACACAGCAGAUCGAGGCUUGCUACCAGGUGAUGGGCAUCCCGCAGUCACACAUGGCCGAAAUGACAGGGUCCACUCAAGUUUUCACCAGGAAAGAAGUGUGGUGCAGUAAGAGAGUCCUUUUUCUUACACCUCAAGUCAUGGUAAAUGACCUUUCUAGAGGAACUUGUCCUGCUGCUGAGAUAAAGUGUCUAGUGAUCGAUGAAGCUCAUAAAGCUCUUGGAAACUAUGCGUAUUGCCAGGUUGUAAGGGAACUAGUCAGAUACACAAAUCACUUCAGAAUCUUGGCUCUUAGUGCUACACCAGGUAGUGAUAUAAAGGCUGUACAACAGGUUAUUACUAACCUGCUGAUUGGGCAGAUCGAGCUUCGUUCUGAAGAUUCUCCAGAUAUUUUGCCAUACUCUCAUGAAAGACGAGUUGAAAAGCUUGUUGUUCCCCUUGGAGAAGAACUUGCAGCCAUCCAAAAGACAUAUAUUCAGAUUUUGGAAGCUUUUGCCAGUUCUUUGAUUCAGAGAAAUGUUUUGAUGAGAAGGGAUAUCCCCAAUCUAACAAAAUACCAGAUAAUUCUGGCAAGAGAUCAAUUUAGGAAAAAUCCAUCUCCAAAUAUUGUGGGAAUACAACAAGGCAUAAUUGAGGGAGAGUUUGCUAUUUGUAUAAGUUUAUAUCAUGGUUAUGAAUUAUUGCAGCAAAUGGGAAUGAGAUCAUUAUAUUUCUUCUUUUGUGGAAUUAUGGAUGGAAGUAAAGGAAUGACUCGGACAAAAAAUGAACUUAGCCGAAACGAGGACUUCAUGAAACUCUACAAUCAUCUAGAGUGCAAGUUUGCACAUACGCGUACUACUUCAGCAGGUGGUAUGUCCGCUGACCAAAAAGGAGUUACAGGUAAAAAUUUUUUCUACAGUCAUCCAAAAUUAAAGAAAUUAGAAGAAGUUGUGAUCAAGCACUUCACAUCAUGGAAUGCUCAAAAUGCCUCUGAAAAGAAGUGUGAUGAGACCAGAGUUAUGAUCUUCUCCUCGUUUCGAGACAGUGUUCAAGAAAUUGCAGAAAUGCUUUCACAGCAUCAUCCAAUUAUUAGAGUAAUGACAUUUAUUGGUCAUGCCUCGGGGAAAAGUGUGAAGGGCUUUACCCAGAAGGAGCAACUGGAGGUAGUCAAACAGUUUCGUGAUGGUGGUUACAACACACUGGUUUCUACCUGUGUUGGUGAAGAAGGUCUGGAUAUAGGAGAAGUUGAUCUCAUAAUAUGUUUUGAUGCCCAGAAGAGCCCAAUUCGUCUUGUACAACGAAUGGGUAGAACUGGCCGCAAACGUCAAGGCAGGAUUGUUGUUAUCCUUGCUGAAGGUCGAGAAGAACGUACUUAUAAUCAGAGUCAGUCCAACAAAAGAAGUAUUUACAAAGCUAUUUCAGGUAAUAGGCAGGUUCUUCGUUUUUACCAAGGAAGUCCAAGAAUGGUUCCUGAAGGAAUCAACCCAGAAUUACACAAAAUGUUUAUCAAACAUGAUCUCUAUGAACCAGAGAGGCCUUCUCGGAGCAUGCAGCGAAAGUCAUCUAUCUUUUCCAAUAGGGAUGGAACGAGGCGAAGUAACUUAAAGAAAGAUUGGUUGUUAUCUGAAGAAGAAUUUAAAUUAUGGAACAAACUCUAUAGAUUAAGGGAUAGUGAUAAAAUUAAAGAGAUAAGAUUACCUGAAGUUCAGUUUCUGUCUUUACAAAAUAAGGAGAACAGACCAAUUCAAGAACCAACGACUGGAAUCUAUCACUUGUCUCUCUCUGAAUGGAGAGUGUGGCAAGACCGUCCUUUUCCUACAUAUCAAGUAGACCAUUCAGAUCGAUGCUACCAUUUUGUAAGCAUUAUGCAAAUGAUUGAAGGAAUGAGACAUGAAGAGGGAGAAUGCAGUUAUGAAUUGGAUAUUAAAUCGUAUUUACAUAUGGAAGAUGUUAUUUCAACAUCUAGUGCUCCCAGGAAUGAAUACAAUAAUCUUGCCAGAGGCACCUUUACUACUCACAAGAAAUCUGCAAAGAGUAUAAAUCAAGACAGUUCAUUAUCAAUGACAGAAUUUGAUGAAGAGUGUGCUGACAUUUUUAAACAAACUUAUAUUAAGCAUACUAAAACUACUUCUCUAAAGAAAAAAGCUUCUAAAGAAGUAAAAAAAGAUCAGUCCUAUAAAGAAAAUCAUGAUGUUAUGGAUUCUUUAGCUACAGACAGAAAUUCUAUUGAAAAGAAUGUUCAGUUAGACCUAGCAAAUCAUAAAAGGACAUCAGAUAUAGAUAAAGUGACUUCCACAUGUACUGUUAAUGAAAAUGUGAUAAGUCAGCCAUAUGAAUCAUUAAUAGAGGGUCAGUUAUUGAAUAAAUCUCCUAGUUCACUUGCUAGAAAUGUUUUAGAUUCUGGUUAUAACAGUUUCAGUGAUGAGAAAUCUGUUUUAUCUAACUUAAUUCUUCCAUAUGAAGAAGAAUUUUAUAUAGCUAAAACAGAUGAUCAAUUUUGUAAUUAUCAUUCAUUGACAAAAGAGAUACUAAUUAAAGUAGAGAGAUUUUUAUCUAAUUCUCCUCCACCUGUGAGUGGACUUGAAGACUUGGAAUAUGAAAUUGCUAAGGGCUUUGAUAAACCCACUUGCUUGAUGUCAAAUUCAACUGUGAAUUCUCAACAGAAUUCAGAAUUGAAUUCACAUAAACUUAUUAAUCAUCCUUCUGAAAAAAGUUGCCUUUAUGGUACAAUAAAUGAUAAAAUUUCUGAUGAGCCUUUCCUCUGUGACUGUGAUGAUGAAGUAAAUAAAGAUAUUCAGAAUAGAAGUUUAGUGCAUAAAAGUCAUGUUCAAAUACACACAGAACUGGCAAAGAAUUUAGUUAAAGAAAACAAUCAUGAUGUUGAUAACAGUGACCUCUCAAUAUUUUUCACUGAUCAUGAUGAGAGUUUACUGUUAUUUGAAGAUGUUGAUAAAGAAUUUAAUGAUAUGAGUGUUUCUCCCUUGAAGAGUAAAUGCAAAUCUAUUUGUUGGUCAGACAGAACUACUAUAAAUGAAAUGGCUCCAGUUUCUCAGUUCCUAAUUUCUGAUGAACUUCUGUUAGACAAUGAUUCUGAACCCCAAGACCAAAUCAUCUGUAAUACUAACAAUUGGGAAUCUCAUGAAGAUUUGAAAGAUGUACAGGAGGAAAAAGUGAAGAGCAAUGAAUAUGCUUUUGAUUGUUCUAGGGAAUUAUUUUCUGUUACCUUUGAUUUAGGAUUUUGUAGUCCAGAUUCUGAUGAUGAAAUAUUACAAUGUGUAUCAGAUACAAAUAACAGUAGACUUCUAGGUGAAUCUGAAGCAAAUUUAGAUGUUAAGGAAAAAAGCAAUGCAAAUUAUGUUUCAAGUCAAUCAAAAGGUUAUGUUGAAAAUUUUACAAGUGGAAUUAUUCCUUUUCCAUCAAGUGAAGAUAUUCAGAGUCCAAAUUUUGAAAGUUUUCCAAUGAGUGCAACAGAAAAUAAAGAAUCUAUCUCUCCUGGGUUUUCUCAGUUUUCUUUGCCAGCGGGAAAAAAAGUUAUGAGUACACCACUUUCUGAACCAAAGACAUUGAACUCAUUUUCUAAGAUAAGAAAGGAAAUGCAUGAUUGUAAUAAGGAAAAAGUAAAUUUACAAAGUUUCAAAGGAACCUUGAAUUCAACUUUAGAUGAUUUAGAAUUCUCACUAGAAAAGACUAAAAGCAGUGAUCAAAUCUAUCUGCAACAAUUCUGUCAUUCUACUGAAGAUGGACAAUUAUCUACAAGUAAUGAAAGUGAAGAUGAUAUUUUCCUAAGAAAAAGUAAAAAGCCAAAAAGAAAUGUUUUAAAAUCUCCUGAGGAUCAAAAAAAUAAUGAAGAUGAUUCUCCACUUUGUGCUGUGAAACGACGCAGGGUUCCUAUAAACAGACUAGAAUUAUCAUCUAGUGAUGAGAGUGAGAAUUUUAAGAAACCACAUCCACAGUCAGAAGACUUCAUGGGUCAUCACAGGAAUGCCAGAAGAGGUGUCAAGGUGAAAAAGAAGCAGAGGAACCUCAACCAUAUAGCUAGGAAGUUUAUAGAUGACGAAGCAGAACUUUCUGAAGAAAAUGCAGAAUGUGUUUCGUCAGAUGAAAAUGAUGAGUCAGAAAAUGAACAGGAUUCCUCAUUACUUGACUUCUUAAAUGAUGAGACUCAACUUUCACAAGCUGUAAAUGAUUCUGAAAUGAGAGGCAUUUAUAUGAAAUCUUUGCAUAGUCCAUUGCUGAGCAAUAAGUACAAAAUGGUCCAGAAGAAUCAUAAUAACAUCAACAUUUUCUCCCAGAUUCCUGAACAAGAUGAAACCUAUUUAGAGGACAGUUUUUGUGUUGGUGAAGAAGAGUCUUGCAAAAGCCAAUCGAGUGAAGAAGAAACUUGUAUAGAUUUUAACUUAAUAACUGAAGAUUGUGUCACCAGUGGGAGUAAAAAAUAUAAAACCCGGAGGGCAGUAAUGCUAAAACAAAUGAAGGCAAAACAGAAUUGUGCAGGUUCAAAAAAGAAAUUAUCCAGAAUUAUUUUACCAGAUGAUUCAAGUGAGGAAGAAGACAAUGUAAAUGAUAAAAGAGAAUCCAGUGUUGUGGUUAACACAAGCACCAUUAACAAUAACAAACAACAGGACCAUUGUUUGAAUUUAUUGCCUAAUGAGUGUUCACUGCAGUCGAAGGUCCAUCCUAAUCCAAUAGUUAAUCAAUCAUCAAACCAGAGACAACAGACAUCGCUUAAUUUAAAGGAUACAAUUUCUGAAGUCUUGAACUUACCUGAGAACCAGAACAAAACUGAAUCUACAUCAUCAUUGUUUGCUACCAUCGAUUCACAGAAAGACUAUGGAAAAUUUCCAACUCAGUUGAAGGCUGGUACUAUUCUGGAAGAUGCCAGAAUUUCAAGGACAUACUGUUCGAAUUUAAGACCACAUUCGACUGGGACAAAUACUUCUCUUGGACUUCUACAGGAAACAGAGAGAACCUAUAUCCUUGUAGAUAGCCGUGAAAUAACUUCUGGCUUACAAGUAAUUUCUUCGCUAAGAGCAAUCCAUGGGUUACACGUAGAGGUUUGUCCUCUUAAUGGCUGUGAUUACAUUGUGAGUAACCGCAUGGUGGUGGAAAGGAGGUCUCAAUCUGAGAUGAUAAAUAGUAUCAAUAAGAACAAGCUCAUUGAGCAGAUCCAACGCUUGCAGAGCAUGUUUGAAAGAAUAUGUGUGAUUGUGGAAAAGGACAGAGAAAAAACAGGAGACACAUCAAGGAUGUUUAGGAGAACAAAGAGCUAUGACAGCCUUCUGACCUCCUUAAUUGGUGCGGGAAUCCGAAUUCUUUUUAGUUCCUGCCAAGAAGAAACAGCAGAAUUGCUAAAGGAACUGUCUUUAUUGGAACAACGAAAGCAUGUUGGUAUUCAUGUUCCAACAGCGGUGAAUAGUAGUAAAUGUGAAGCACUACAGUUUUAUUUAAGUAUACCCAAUAUAAGUUAUAUAACUGCAUUAAAUAUGUGUUACCAGUUUUCAUCUGUGAAAAAGAUGGUUAACAGCUCACCUCAAGAAAUCUCUAAUUAUGCACAAGUAACUCAUCAAAAAGCUGAGGAGAUCUAUAGAUAUAUUCACUAUGUGUUUGACAUGCAUAUGCUACCAAGUGAUGUUAACCGAGACUAAAAUCUGAUGCGUCACCAGAUGGCUCAAAGAACUCUCACAAUACUAAAUGCUCUUCAGUAAUUACAGAGGUGGUUUGUGAUGAUCAGUUAAAAAUAUGUAAAUAAGAGAACAUUUCCUUAUUAAACCUUAUUUUAUAU
Messenger RNA from Lepus europaeus (European hare), 6377 nucleotides. It is a transcript of the gene FANCM, whose product is annotated as FA complementation group M. Bases 178 to 6240 code for a protein of 2020 amino acids. Gene Ontology annotation, biological process: double-strand break repair via synthesis-dependent strand annealing; interstrand cross-link repair; replication fork reversal. Gene Ontology annotation, molecular function: four-way junction helicase activity; 3'-5' DNA helicase activity; ATP binding. The record is from RefSeq and is a predicted model, not a curated record. The transcript has 23 exons. NCBI's taxonomy places the organism in Eukaryota, Metazoa, Chordata, Mammalia, Lagomorpha, Leporidae.